UAGAGGGGCUGUGCUCGGGACCCAGGAAAAUAUUGGAUUUGGUUUAAUAACACAGCAGUUUUUUAAACCUGUUUUGUGUUGUUUUGAGCAGCAUGAUAGGGCUUGCCUCGUCGCACAAAUCCAACCUCACGGUGAAGCGCAAAUAACGUGAAAGAUGUCCGGACUCCAGAGGCCAGGGUGAUCGAUGAGCAGCUGUCCGGAGGUUUCAAUGUGGACAGUCGAGCGAUAGAAGAAGGAAAGCGUGUUUUUUGGGGGGGUAUUUUACUUGCUGUUUGCAUAUGCAGUCCUCGGGAAAGUUAAAGGGGCUCGCGGUCUCAUUGGAGGGCGCAUAGUAGCCUAAGCGGGCAGCUGGAAGCAAAGGCAGCUGAUGGUCCUCUCUGAUCAGCACCAGGAUUUCUGCACUGAGGAGGAAUUCAUGUGAAGUGGGAGGCGCCCGAGCGAGACGAGCGGCACGACUGCUGGCCGAAUUCGACAAUUACCCUUGAUGAACACAGAUUGGUUUCACUUAACAGGCGCAGGUGCGUGGAGUUUGCGAUACGGCGCAGCUGAGCGAUUCCACGUUUCUGACUGUACGCUGACGCAUUUUAUGCCAAACAGAAACUACACGGAGAGAGGUUAUUGCAGCAGUUGAUUUUUUUUCUUUUCUUCACGGGACAGGAUAGGCUACAUGUUGCAAUGGGAGCUGGUCCGAUACCCAUCCUAUUGCAGAAUCCGAAUUCAGAAGCAGGGCUAUCUUGAUUUGGAGAUCUAGCCUAUAGGCUAUAUCGGAAUUUGACCGCCGUGUCAUUGCCAAGUCCAAUAUCCGGCAGCUGAAAGGCAUCUUCUUAACGGCGAAGAGGAGAGGGGGGGAAAAACUGUCCGCUUCACUACUCCCCAUCUGCGCCCUGGACGGCUUGAAAUGAGGACCACAUCCCGGCUGUGUUCCGUGUGAAGAGGCAAGUGGGGCGGCUGUUUCUUUGGCUCUUAAGGACGCAAAAAUAGUGGCCGCCGGCCGAGCUGCGAAACAUGGAGCGGGACGACACCGACACCGUGAGCGCGUCCAAAAAGACAAUAAUUGCGAAGAUAUUUAAAGUUCGGAAGAGGAGAGAGAUGCUUUUCGUUCAGGUGUGCUUUAUCUGCAGUGCCCUCUUCGUGGCGUGGAGCAUGUCGGCGCUGUUGACCAAGACAGGCCAUGGGAUGUUAGUGGAGGGACACCCGGACCCUGAACACUGGGGUAGACGGCUAAUGGCUUCGGUACCAGACAACGAAACGGAGCAGAACUGUUCAGCGCCAGCAAUACACGAGUUCCCCACUGACCUUUUCACCACUGAUGAACGUAAAAGUGGGGCCAUUGUGCUCCACAUCGUGGCGGCACUCUACAUGUUCCUGGCCCUAGCCAUAACAUGUGAUGAAUACUUUGUGACAUCGCUGGAGAAGAUCUGUGAGAAACUUGAUCUGAGUGAAGAUGUUGCAGGAGCCACCUUCAUGGCAGCUGGCAGCUCUGCACCAGAGCUUUUUGCAUCUGUCAUUGGUGUCUUCAUCACCCACGGUGAUGUGGGGGUGGGGACCAUCGUUGGCUCAGCGGUCUUCAACAUCCUUUGCAUCAUUGGUGUCUGCGGGAUCUUUGCUGGACAGGUGGUGAUUUUGACCUGGUGGGCAGUCUUCAGGGAUUCCUUCUACUACAUCCUGUCUGUUUUGGCUUUAAUUGCAUUCAUCUACGACGGCAAGAUAGUUUGGUGGGAGAGUUUGAUACUGGUGGUCAUGUAUGCAGGAUACAUCCUUGUCAUGAAAUUCAACACCAGCAUGCAGAGAUUUUUCAUGGGGUCGAAGUCGAAAAAGAACGUGGCCAAUGGUAACGCUGCGGCCAGCAGUGAGAUGGAGGAUGGUAAUACUAGUUAUGACUAUGUUUGGGAUGAUGACCCGUCAUCACCUCUGCUCUCAUCAGUCAAGCCCACCAAGGCUUACAGUCGUGGAUCAGUGGUGAUGGUGGACGAGAUCAUGAACGACAGCCCUUCGAAGUUCAGGUUUCCAGAAGCUGGCCUCCGUGUCAUGGUCACCAGCCAUUUUGGACCCAAGACCCGUCUGCGCAUGGCCAGUCGCCUCAUCAUUACAGAGCGCCAGAAGUUGGUCCAAGCUGCCAAUGGAGUGGAGACACAAGUGAUUGACGGGAAGGUAGAAAUCGAGAAUGGAAACGUGCCAGAGGACAAACCCACCGAGGCGCCGGAAAACGAUACAAUCUCGCCGUUUCAUGUUCCAAAGGGAAUUGGAAGCAAGUUGAAGUGGCUGAUAUCGUGGCCUCUUCUCCUGUUACUGUUCUUUACCGUCCCCAACUGUGCCAAACCUCGCUGGGAGAAAUUCUUCAUGGCCUCCUUCAUCCUUUCCACUGUCUGGAUUGCAGUCUUCUCCUACUUGAUGGUCUGGAUGGUGACUGUAAUCGGGUUCACUCUUGGAAUCCCUGAUGUCAUCAUGGGCAUCACUUUCCUGGCAGCAGGCACCAGCGUCCCAGACUGCAUAGCCAGUCUCAUUGUGGCUCGGCAAGGUUUGGGAGACAUGGCGGUGUCCAACACUAUUGGCAGUAAUGUGUUUGAUAUUCUCGUGGGACUCGGGGUUCCCUGGGCGAUACAGACCAUGUGUGUGAGCUAUGGAUCAGAGGUGAUGAUUAACAGUCGGGGCCUGGUGUACUCUGUGGUGCUGCUGCUGGGCUCUGUGGCCCUUACGGUGCUGGGGAUCCACCUGAAUAAAUGGAGGCUGGAUGUGAAGCUGGGCGUGUACGUCCUGGUGUUGUACGCCAUCUUCCUCUGCUUUUCCGUCAUGAUUGAAUACAACGUAUUCACCUUCGUCAACCUGCCCAUGUGCAUGGAGGAGUAAAGCACAGCAGCAUGGCUCGGAUACCAAAACCUCAACGCUCCAAUAGCAACCCCAAAAUCGUAUCUUUUUUUUUUCUUUUUCAAUAAUACUGGACCUAUCUGCAGACUCUUUUUUUUUUUUUUUUUUUUUUUUUUUUUUCCUUCUGCUCUUUCUUGUAAUCCUUUUAGUCCCAAAUAUGAGUAUCAUUUCCUCAAGAGGCAGUACACGCACUAAGAGUGGGCUCCAUUCUAUGUCUCUAAUUUGUCCUCUUGUCACACAGUGCCGGUCCUUAAUUCCCAUUAUUUCGGGCAUUGCCUGUUAUUGCAGUAAAGUCUUUAGUUCCUCUGUGCGCCUGUUAACUUUCUACCCAUCUAGCAUGCCUUUUAGAUGUCGGGGAUCUCCAAAAUCAUAAGUGCCCCUGUUGAUAGUUGGUGUGUAUUUUCACUGUUUUCACACUGUAGAUUUCCACACAUCAUUUCCAAAGCCUUUCCACAAACCAAACCAGUGUCUGUAAAGAAGAAGAAAACACCCUUUGAUUCUAACCAAAACCAUCACAUAGAGAUGACUUCCCUUGAACUUAUUCCUAAAAGAAUUACAGUUACCCCAGCACCCAAAGAUAAAAAAAAAUGCACUCCUUUUUUCCUCUCGACCCCAUGGAGGAGGGCCUUGUCCUUGGCAGCUCCCCUCCUCCAGUCUGGACCGUCUCCCCUGGCAUGGCCUUUGGCAUCAGGGAGCAGAUACUGUUAGCGCUUCACUUCAGUCACCCUACGCAACAAUUCUCAACCCUCAUCUGCUUGAUCAAAUCUGCUUUGUUUUCAAAAAAAAAAAAAAGAAGACGUUUUGUCGGGACACUUUGUGUCAAGAUGUAUCACCGUCCAGAUCAGAUGACUCUGAGGGUGUUACGCAUAUGCAACACUGCACAAUGUAAACUUGUAAACACUUUUGUUUUUGUAUUUAUUUUUUCAAACCAAGGUUUUGUCUAGUAUGAAAUAAGGAGGAGAACUUGUUGCAAAUAUAGGACAUUGCCUGUUUUUCACUGAAACAAAUUGCACAUGGAAAUGCUUUUCUUGCUUUGUGCUGUAAGGAGAUUUGACCACUCAGAGAGGUAUCUGGCUGGUGCUGGCAGACUCCCCCCCCCCCCCAGCAUUAUGUUCAUUCAGCGAUGGGUCAGUCCACUUUUCCCUCUGCACAACUUCAGAAAAAAACCUGUCUCCCGAUCUGUGGGAUGCAUUGGAUUUUUGUCAUCGUCGGGUGACUUGUUGUCAUCUUGAGACAGCAGCAGCAUGGAGGUCGUUUUAAAACAAAUGCAACCAGACGGUUCACAACACUGACUGUCUGCUAUAACACCCUCUGGCCAGUAGGGGGUACCGCAGCCCCUCUACCCAGGGCGGGGUUGCCAACCACAUCAGGGAAACUCGGAGAUGGACAACUCCAGGAGAUGGUGGUGGUCUCUUGAUUUUGAGUUACAUGUAGAUAUUGCACUUUAAUGGCCGUCCUCUCAUUCUAAAUCAACUAGUGCUUCCUUCUAUGCGUGUGUAUUUUCUCUCUGUGUGUGUGUGUGUGUGUGUGUGUGUGUGUGUGUGUGUGUGUGUGUGUGUGUGUGUGUGUGUGUGUGUGUGUGUGUGUGUGUGUGUGUGUGUGUGUGUGUGUGUGUGUGUGUGUUCAGUAUGGGCCCACGCUACGUUUCCCACACUGGGCUUUCAACUCUCGACAGACUGGAAACUCUUAACACCAUGAGCACAUCCGCCUCUGUCUGCAGUGCAUGCUGGGACAUUAAACGCAGCUCCUCCACAGCACAGCAAAAAGGCUGAGGGCUUCUGGGCAUCUCCAUGGACACCGCCCGACCCACUUUACAAAAAUCGGCAGCUACGAGCACCACUGCAAUCCAGACAUUUUGACAUCAUGCAAAAAUGCCUGUGAGGAGUCCGUAAGUGAGGUGCAGAGACUAAAAAGCGUGUGCGGAGUGUUAAAAAUAUUCCUCUGCCAGACAGUUGGCAGCAGGCACUUGUAUAUGCAAUCUCAAUUUGAAGAAUUCUUUGUGACAGAAGGCCCCUGCAAGGUUGCCAUAUAAAGACGGGGGAUCCCGUGGAGAUGUGACGUCGGUUUGUCUAGUAUUUGAUGUGUGAGCUCACAGGUGUGUGUGUUUGUGACAGCUAAUAAACUGAGCCCAAAGGAUGGAUGGUUUCUGGAACAGUGGCUUUGAGGGAACUCUCUCCUCCCGUUUUUCCUCUUUCUGCACUCGAGUUCCCUCUUGCACAAGGGCAUUAACUCUCCACCAACCCAAGCAGAAGGAGCAGAGGGGCAGCAGGGACUGCAUGGAUGGAUAGUUUUCCUCCGCCGUCCUGGGACGUUGUCACUUUUUAAAUAACCUAGAUGAGAGCAGACUUUAAGGAAUUAAAAAAAAAAAAAGUUGGACAUCCUUAAGCUGCUACUCUAUCAGGGUUCAAAUGGGUUUGUUUACUGGACAGAGGUGACCACACAGGGCCUACAGACGUAUCCACACACCUACUAACUGCUUGUACACCACCCUCUCUCCCCCUCAACCCUUUCAGUGGGUCUUCUGAACAUACAGGACCUACUUUUUUGAUGCUUUUUGUGGGGAAGGCACAUCUGUACUGUACUUGAGUUGAUUCAGAAUGUGCAGUGUUAGGUUUUUUUUUUUUUUUCAUAUUUUAGUUGUUGCUCUGUGUGGUCAUGUCCCGGUUGCCAGCUUUGAUUGGUAACACCCACAGGCGGGGAAAAAAACUGCUCCUCUUUUUUGUCCUCAUCUUGCCACACAGCGUACGUUCUCACCGGCUGUCUAACUCGCAUCUUUGUUACCAAGUCACUUUUUUUAAAGAGGAAAAAAAUGAGUAGAAUUCCAAUGCCAUACAUGUCGUAUCUCUGCAGAAAUCCAGAUUGUAUGGAAAUCCUGUGUACAAAAUAAGCGCACACACUUUAGAACAAACCCGUUAGAAAUGGCAAAUGAACACAAGAGAGGACCGGUAUGUAUUUCUUGAUUGAAUGCGACCUGAUGCACUGUGAGCUCAAUGUGACGUGGGAGUUGUUUGUCAAGAAUAAUAAUUGAUUAAAAAAAUAUUUAAUGUAUAGUAAUUAUAAAACAUAACUGAGGACAUCUGUAUAACUUAUAUGAAUGUAUUGUCUUGCUAUAGGCCUACUGGACAUAUCCAAUCAAUGCAUUUUACUGUAAAGCAAUAAUGUGAAGAAAAAAAAUAAAAUGGCAAAUAAUUCCUGUACAUUUGUCUCAUAAGUUCUUGGAUUGUUUGUGAAACAAAAAUUAAAUGAAGCCAUUUGUACAUGUA
Perca fluviatilis (European perch) is the source of this 6128-nucleotide messenger RNA. RefSeq names its product solute carrier family 24 member 4b (gene slc24a4b). The record is from RefSeq and is a predicted model, not a curated record. Gene Ontology annotation, biological process: intracellular calcium ion homeostasis; calcium ion transmembrane transport. Gene Ontology annotation, cellular component: membrane. The transcript is spliced from 17 exons. The coding region runs from base 1006 to 2847 and encodes 613 amino acids. Gene Ontology annotation, molecular function: calcium, potassium:sodium antiporter activity; calcium channel activity. NCBI's taxonomy places the organism in Eukaryota, Metazoa, Chordata, Actinopteri, Perciformes, Percidae.